Serinus canaria (Common canary) is the source of this 2967-nucleotide messenger RNA. It is a transcript of the gene PIGL, whose product is annotated as phosphatidylinositol glycan anchor biosynthesis class L. The record is from RefSeq and is a predicted model, not a curated record. Gene Ontology annotation, molecular function: N-acetylglucosaminylphosphatidylinositol deacetylase activity. The transcript has 9 exons. Gene Ontology annotation, biological process: GPI anchor biosynthetic process. The coding region runs from base 1924 to 2703 and encodes 259 amino acids. Gene Ontology annotation, cellular component: endoplasmic reticulum. Lineage: Eukaryota; Metazoa; Chordata; Aves; Passeriformes; Fringillidae.
CCCACACCCCACCCCUAUCCCCGCCAACCCCCGGGCCACGGGAAGGCCGCCGCGAUGGCUCUCCACGUGUGUGGCCUCGCGCCGUGACGCGGGGUGCAAGGUCCCCGGCUGCCGGGAAACUGAGGCACGGUGCUGCCAUCGCCCGCCCUUGGCCGUCCCUCGCCUCCCCUCUCCUUUCCAAGAGCGCGUCGUGACGGAACGGAGGGAACGUGCUCAAAUUGAAAGUUGCGAAGCUGAGGCACUUUCAGGCUGCGUGGCGGUCAGUGAGCUGUCAAAGGUGCUGUUCAGCACGGCCUUUUGGCAUCUCCCUGUAAUUCUGUUGUCUUGCAGAAGACUUGUUUGGAUGGCCCAGUUUUAAUGUCGCGAUACAUCCACUGUAACACAUCUAAAGCAGCACUUGCGUUGCAAUUCGAUCAUGGAACAAUAGCCCGGAAGGGAAUGCGAGGCCGGGCUGUCCAUCAGUGCUGACCUGGAGGCAGCAGCGAUGUGUCUUCAUUUGCUGCAGACAAAUGUUUGUUCUCCAGGAUGUCCGGGGAGGUGCCUCAGCCUGUGGGGUCUGCGUCGGUGCUGCUUUAGCUUUCCCUCAGAUCACUUUUUCCUGAGUCACUGGUGUAAUUUAAGCUUGUUUGUUUAUUUUUCAUGCCUGACAGGAACGUGGAAAUCAGAGUGUCCCUUUGUAACAGCCUCUUACAUAUUUUAGGACUGUUAUCUGCCUCUUCUGCCUUAUCUUCUCCAGACUAAACAACCUGAUUACUUGCAGUCUUCCCUCAUAGAUCAUGUUUUCUAAAGCUCUAAUCAUUCUCAUCACUCUCCCUUGGACUCUUCCUUUGGUUCAUGUAAUUUUUGGAAGGGCAGUGAUGACAAGCUGGAAGCUGCUGGGGCUGAAUAGAGUGGAGAAAUUCUUACAGGCUCCACUGUUUGCCCAGAACAAGAACUUUUCAUAGCACAUGACACUUUUGUGUUCUCCUCAUGAUCUGUUGAAGCUCCAGCUUUUUCUGCAGAACUCAUACGUGAGCAGUUAUUCCACUUUUCAAGUUUCUGCAUAAGAAACAACCUCGUUUGAGUUGAUCUUUCAGACCAUAUUGCAGUACCAGAAUUCUUACACUGAGAGAUGCUUAGCUUUGGGAAAGAGCCCUCUGUGCCUUUGGCAGCUCCAGCCAGUUCACUGCCAACAUUUCUGUCAUUUCCAAAGCUUCCUGUCCUUCCAGACCACCCAGGUGAGAAGACAGGGAUUGAACUAUUGAAGUCCAGUGGUUUGGUGGCUUCACUGGUGGCUCUGCACCUCCCAUUCAAGAUUUAGUGCAGAGCUUUCAUUGUCCCUGCUGAGGGACAGAGAGGUCUGUGCAUCCCAUUUGGCUUCUCCACAGCUGUGGGGAGAUGACUGAAGCGCAACUCUGCCAUUUCAGUUUUGGGGACUAAUACACUGCUGCUGGUAGAGAACUUUCCAAGGAAGUGUUGUGUUUCUGUUUAUUUUGUUGAAUUUUCCUUUCUCUUUACUCCUGAUUCAGAGGCAUGACAUGUUCAGUGUGUUUGCUGUUUCCUUCUAGGUACUUUCUCUCUUGUAAGGAAAUGUAGGGGAGAGCACCUUUAUGAGCGAAGAGAUUUUUAUUUUAAAAGCCUCUGAUUAGUCUUGUGGGUGAUUCAGAUGGUUCAUCCUCUCAUUGUCUGAGUGAUUGAUGAUGACAAGUGAGUUGAUCAAAGGCACUGCAAAUUGUUAACGCUGAGACAAAAUCAUUACUUAAAAACCAUUGUACUUGCAGUUUUCAGUUAUCAAUCAAUUUGACUUAGAAAUGAGUUAGAAUUACAGCACUGGGAAAAGAAAUCAGUCUUUGACACACUGAAUAAUCUUAGAUUGAAUUAAUAACUCAGUCUAAAUGUGCUUUGCUCUCUGUAGUAGCUGGCUCUGUUGUGAGUGCUCCAUGGAUGAGGUCCAGCAGCAUCAGCUAUUCAGCUGGGUUUGCUCUCAACAGCUGCCCAUUCUUUCUGGAAAUUAUUACAAUCAAGGAGAGAUUCGUAAGAAAGAGCUGGAACAGAGUUGUUAUGUGCUGGGGAUUCCUGCUUCUGAUGUCACAGUCAUUGAUCACAGCAACAGGUGACCAGAGACGUGAAUUACUUCAGAAUACUUGGACUUACAGAACAGCACCAGGGUCAAGAGAUCUUCCUGAUGAUCCUGCUGUGGAGUGGGACACACAGCUCCUGGCCACCCUUGUCCUGGAGCACAUAGAAGCCAAGAACAUCAACCUGAACAUGCUGUGUGCCAUCUGGCAGUGGAGCAGGGGCUGCAGUUCCAGCAUGCCUGAAAGGAAGGAUUGCAAGGUGCUGACGUUUGAUGCAGGAGGAGUGAGUGGCCAUGCCAACCACAUCUCUCUCUACACUGCUGUCAGGUACCUGCAUUCAGAGGGGAAGUUACCUGAAGUUCAGGCUUCUGUACGGUCACUUUUCAGUCCCUUGGGGUUGUCCUGCCUCAGUGGUGUGAUGCAGUGUCUGGCCUGUGCCUCUUGGUUCUCCAGCCCAGGCACAAGCACUUGUUUCAAGAAGCCAAGACAACUGCUGGACGUGCUCCCACCCCUGCCACUGGCCCCUUCCAGCUACACCCAGUGCUCUUCCAGAAGAACCUGUGCCUCCUUCCAUCAGGAGCAGUGCAGGCCUGCAGCACACACAGUGCUCACUCAGAAGCUCAUUCUAGGCAUCCUUGCUGCCUGAGUGAUUUGGAAGUGGAAAGCCAAGCUGAGCAGGCUGCAGGCUUCACACACUUCUAUUCUCAGCCUAAUCCAUGAGCUAUAUUGAUCCUGCCCUUUCUGCCAACCUGGAGAGGUUGCAUUACACUGCUAAUCCCAUCCUGCCCAGGUCACAGGCACAGCAGGCUCUGAAAAGCUUCACCUGCUGGUGUCACAGGACUCCUCAAUGGCAGCACUGCUCUCACCCUGCUUGGCAGGGAGCAGCCUGUUUCUCUGAACCCUUUUUCAU